Molecule: messenger RNA, 1835 nt
Organism: Sander lucioperca (pikeperch)
Lineage: Eukaryota; Metazoa; Chordata; Actinopteri; Perciformes; Percidae
Gene: ngrn
Product: neugrin, neurite outgrowth associated
Exons: 3
Coding region: 1-948 (315 amino acids)
Cellular component (GO): nucleus
Source: RefSeq, a predicted model, not a curated record
AUGGCCCGAUCUCUGCAGGUCCUCUCCCUCCUCUCCAGGCUUGGUGAUCUGUCAUUGAUGCCCUCAGUUUCUAUUAACAGCUGUCGAUUUGCGAGCAGAGGAGCCAGCAAUGCACGGAUGGGACAGAGCCAUGUGCACAGAGACAGAGUAUCAAACAGUGCUCCAAGAUACAGCGAUGAAAUGCCUGAUGAUGAACUUGGAUUGAAGGAUGCAGAGGAGGUAGAAGACAAGCUCCAGGCCUUGGUUGACGAGGCGAGAAAGGGGCAGAAGAAUGUGAAAUAUCAUAUACUGAGAAGGCAGAUGACUACACCAGGAGCUCCACAGAGGAAGCUUACCUGGGAUGCUAUAAAGCAGAUCAGAUAUCUGAAGCAAGAGCAGCCAGAUGAGUGGACAGUAGAUCGUCUGGCUGAGGGCUACUCUGUCACCCCUGAUGUCAUCCUAAGAGUCCUAAGGAGCAAGUUUGUCCCCCCUCCUGAUAGAAAAGUCCAGCAGGAUGCCAAAGUAAUGGCUGGACUGGGUCAGCGGGUGCUGCCUGCAGGUGUUGGGACAGGGGAGGCCGGGCUGAAGCUGCCUGGAAACCACACCUCAGCCCUACUCCUAUCUGGAAAUAGUGAAGGUGCAAUGGUGCCUGUGGCUGACAAGACUUUGAUGCUUCGAGGUGAAGGCUCUGGAUUCCUGGCUAAGGGUUCUGCCCCCGUUACUCUUCUGCCCACACACUUCAGAGCUGGUAUUAGUAAAGAUGUCCAUGUGACAAGGUCAAAAGAAGAGGACAGCACUUAUAACACAAAUCCUACGGAGGAGGAAAAAGAGGACGAGGAUAGCUGGGAUGGACGGCUGUUGACAGACGAAGAACUUGAAGAGUUUAUGGAAAUGGAAAAGCCUUACCCUGUUGUGCAAGUUGGGAAUGACUUCUUUGAUGCAGACGGCAACUUUUUGUAUAGAAUCUGAAGACUUCCUGUGUUGAACUGUUGGCUAAGCCUGUGUGAUGUUCAGGUUGUUAUAACACCGUGACUUUCUGAACAAGUUAUUACUGACACAAAUGAAACUUUAGUUAAAGAGUAUCUCAACCUGCUUGCAGCAGCCAUCCUACAACCAUAAUGUGUUUUGGUAACUGAUCCCUUUGUAAACAUUUUUUACGGUGCUGUAAAAUAUGAAUCAGGUGACAAAAAAAUAGAGGAACAUAAAUUUAUUUGAAAACCCAAAGAAAAUUGCCUCAAAUAUACAGAAGAAACAUAGCAGAUACAAAUAUGUAACCUUGUAUAUUUACAAAACCAUCACAAUUUAUUAAUUUAUACAGCAGUUUUAAACUGUAAGAAAAACGUGUUACUUUCACUUAAUGCAAUAAACCAUCAUAAAAGAAAUCGCCUAGUGUCUUCCAGUGUAUAGCUGCUACAUAAUAACCCUGUAUCCACUUUUUCAUAGUUUCACUCAAAAUUAUGUAUCGUGCCAAGUCAUGAAAGAGAGAAUAACCAGGUUAUUGUAGGCUAUUUUCUUUACAAAGCUCUGUGGAUUUAGAGGGGGUUAACAUGCAGUUCAAUGGGAGCUCGUAUGAAACACGUCUGUCACUGCUCAAGGAUUCAUCAUAGGCAACAAGUGCAACUUUGGGGUGUCACUGACAUACUGGAUGGAACUGGUUACACAUCAGCUGGUAUAAAUAAUCAGUACAUAGAUGCUGGCCACACAUUGGGAGAGCCUCGCAUCAUAUCCUCACACCAGGCACUUAUAUAACCACAUCCAAAUUUACUGCACUCUGAACCUGCAAAUCACAAAUAAAUAAGAACCUGUAUGAAAGCAAUGUAUUUAACACAAGACAGAGAAAUAACUGUGCAACAAAC